AUGUGUGUGUUGUGUGUUGCUGAUGUGUGUGUUGUGUGUUGCAGGUUGCUGAUGUGUUGCUGUUGUGUGAUGGAGGCCCGCGGUGAGGCCCCUGCUGCUUCUGUUCUCCCCGGUGUUGAUCCAGGAGGACGGCCGCUGCUCUGGCCCCGCUCUGGCAGCGUAGCGUCGGCAGAAGCAGCAGCAGCAGCAGCCUCAGGACAUGCAAACCCAGCCUCCAUCACACAUCCAGCCCUCCCCCUCCCCUCUUCCUCCUCCUCCUCCUCCCCUUACGAAGACGUCCCAACCUUUUUUUAUAACUGUUACAUAGUUUGA
Messenger RNA from Knipowitschia caucasica, 312 nucleotides. The record is from the annotation of a GenBank genome assembly. NCBI's taxonomy places the organism in Eukaryota, Metazoa, Chordata, Actinopteri, Gobiiformes, Gobiidae.